Liolophura sinensis is the source of this 627-nucleotide messenger RNA. RefSeq names its product fucolectin-like. The record is from RefSeq and is a predicted model, not a curated record. The coding region runs from base 1 to 627 and encodes 208 amino acids. The transcript has 4 exons. NCBI's taxonomy places the organism in Eukaryota, Metazoa, Mollusca, Polyplacophora, Chitonida, Chitonidae.
AUGACACUUACUUUGUUUAACCUGUACCAUUUCGUGACUUUCUUCUUCGUGGGGUAUACACAGGGGAGAAAAAAUUUAGCUCUUAGGAAACCUGCCUAUCAAAGCAGUACGACGGAAUACUCGUUUGGAGGUAGGACACACUUGGGCGUGGCUGACUACGCUGUGGACGGGAAUCUAGAGGUGGAAGAAAUAGGAUCCACGUGUAUCCGUGCAGGCUGGGAUCUUAACCCCUGGUGGGCGGUGGAUCUGCAAGAUAUCUACAGGAUAGACGAAGUGGCCAUUGUUACCCGAAAUUGGGGCUUUAUAAUGACGAAUUUCUCUGUCGAGUUAUCGGCCUUCACUGAUGGGACCCCGAAUGGCUUCAUAAAUCCAGUCACUUGUUUCUACGAGAGCGGCUGGGUACCACAGGGUGUUACCCGGGUGUAUCCGUGUUCUACCAGCACUAUGGCAAGAUUCGUCAAGGUCACGCGCUGGGAUUGGGCAGCCGACAGGGUCAUGGCCUUCUGCCAAGUCAUGGUAUACGGCAGUGACACGGCAUCCCCUCAACAGAACACAAAGGACCUGAUAUGGUACGGCGGGGAAUCAGUCCCAGUGCAAGAAACUGUUCACCUCAAGAAGCGAAACUGA